Molecule: messenger RNA, 3696 nt
Organism: Octodon degus (degu)
Lineage: Eukaryota; Metazoa; Chordata; Mammalia; Rodentia; Octodontidae
Gene: Lemd3
Product: LEM domain containing 3
Exons: 13
Coding region: 29-2764 (911 amino acids)
Biological process (GO): negative regulation of BMP signaling pathway; nuclear envelope organization
Cellular component (GO): nuclear inner membrane
Molecular function (GO): chromatin DNA binding
Source: RefSeq, a predicted model, not a curated record
GGAGCUUGUAAAACACCCUGGAGAGAAAAUGGCGGCGGCAGCGGCUUCGUCGCCCCAGCAGCUCUCGGAUGAAGAGCUUUUCUCUCAGCUCCGCCGUUACGGCCUGUCUCCGGGUCCCGUGACGGAGAGCACCCGCCCGGUCUACCUCAAGAAGCUGAAGAAGCUUCGGGAGGAAGAGCAGCAGCAGCACCGCUCAGGGGGCCGCGGCAGCAAGACGCGGAACAGUAAUAACAAUAACACGGCUGCCGCCACGGUCGCGGCCGCUGGACCGGCGGCUGCGGCGGCGGCGGCGGCGGGGAUGGGGGUCCGGCCGGCGUCGGGCGACCUUGCCUUCCUGCGGACCCCAGGGGGCCUGAGCCGAGUCGCCGCCUCCGGGCCGGAGAGCCCCCCUGGAGGGCCCGGGGCCGCCGCGGCCGCCCCCGCGGCGGGCAGCAAAGUGCUGCUGGGCUUCAGCUCGGACGAGUCGGACGUGGAGGCCGGUCCCCGGGACCAGGCCGGCGGCGGCGGCAGGAAGGACCGGGCUGCGCUCCAGUACCGCGGGCUCAAAGCGCCGCCCGCGCCCCUGGUCGCCAGCGAGGUGACUAACAGUCACUCGGCCGAGCGGAGGAAGCCCCACUCGUGGUGGGGGGCCAGGAGAGCCGAGGGCGCCGAGCCGCAGACCCCAUCGGGGAAGGACGCGGCGGCGGAGGACGACGAGGAGGAGGGCGACGACGGGGAAGACGGGGACCCCGAGGCCGAGGAGCCGCUGUGGGCGAGCCGAGCAGUGAACGGCAGCCGGCUGCUCCCCUACAGCUGCCGGGAAGACUACUCGGACUCGGAGGAAGAGGACGACGACGACGUGGCCGCCGCCAGACAGGUAUUAAAGGACGACUGCGUUUCCCGGCAUCGGCCCAGACGCAGCCAUAGUAAGCCUCUCUCCCCGUUGACUGCUAAAUCUGCCGGCAGCCGGCUGGAGACCUCAGUUCAGGGAGGGGGAGGACUUGGGAUGAAUGACAGGGCGGCGGCUGCCGGGAGUCUAGACAGGAGCCGAAACCUCGAGGAGGCGGCGGCAGAGCAGGAAGGUGGGUGCGAUCAAGUGGACUCCAGCCCCGUUCCUAGAUACCGUGUUAGCUCUAAGAAACUGGCACCUCUCCUGCCCCCGCCACUUCCCGACGUGGACUCAACCUUGGAUACGUCUACAGGCUCCCUGCUUAAAACUAAUAAUCACAUCGGCGGCGGUGGGGCCUUCAGCUUGGACUCCCCCAGGAUUUAUUCCAACAGCCUCUCUCCCAGUACUGGAGCCGCCCCUAGUGCACUCAGGAUCAAUCAUGCCAACCACACGGGCUCCAAUCAUACCUACCUGAAAAACACAUACAGCCAACAGAAGCUUUCCGAGCCAGAGGAGGAGCUUCUCCAGCAGUUUAAACGCGAGGAGGUUUCCCUAUCUGGGAGUUUCAGUGCUCACUACUUGUCGAUGUUUCUCCUAACUGCUGCCUGCUUGUUUUUCCUAAUACUGGGACUGACUUACCUAGGAAUGAGAGGGACAGGAGUAUCCGAGGAUGGAGAACUCCUAAAAAACCCAUUUGAUGAAACAUUUGGAAAAAUACAAGAAAGUGAGAAGAACCUUAUGAUGAGCACAUUAUAUAAACUUCAUGAUCGAUUGGCACAGCUUGCAGGAGAUCAUGAAUGUGGCAGUUCUAGUCAAAGAACACUUUCUGUUCAAGAGGCAGCUGCAUAUUUAAAAGGUUUAGGUCCUGAAUAUGAAGAUGUAUUUAACACCUCAUUGCAGUGGAUUUUAGAAAAUGGGAAAAAUGUUGGAAUAAGGUGUGUUGGUUAUGGCUCUCAGGAAGAAUUGAGAAAUAUAACUGAUGUGCAGUUUUUACAGUCCACAAGACCACAGAUGUCUUUUUGGUGUCGUUUCCGACGUGCUUUUAUUACUGUGACCCACAGAUUAUUGUUGUUAUGCUUAGGUGUAGUGAUGGUUUGUGUUGUUCUGCGUUACAUGAAAUAUCGUUGGACAAAAGAAGAGGAGGAAACAAGGCAGAUGUAUGAUAUGGUAGUAAAGAUUAUAGAUGUUUUACGAAGUCAUAAUGAAGCUUGCCAGGAAAAUAAAGAUGUACAACCUUAUAUGCCUAUUCCACAUGUGCGAGACUCCUUAAUACAGCCUCGUGACAGGAAAAAAAUGAAGAAAGUCUGGGAUAGAGCUGUUGACUUCCUUGCUGCCAACGAGUCUAGAGUUCGCACGGAAACACGAAGAAUAGGUGGUGCAGAUUUUCUAGUUUGGAGGUGGAUCCAGCCCUCUGCAUCCUGUGAUAAAAUAUUAGUAAUACCAUCUAAAGUAUGGCAAGGCCAAGCAUUUCAUUUAGAUAGAAGAAAUUCACCACCAAAUAGUUUGACUCCAUGUUUAAAGAUUCGAAAUAUGUUUGAUCCAGUUAUGGAAAUAGGAGAUCAGUGGCAUUUGGCAAUUCAAGAAGCAAUUUUAGAAAAAUGCAGUGAUAAUGAUGGCAUUGUUCACAUUGCAGUGGACAAAAAUUCACGUGAGGGUUGUGUGUAUGUUAAAUGUCUGUCUCCAGAAUAUGCUGGAAAGGCUUUUAAGGCUUUACAUGGCUCUUGGUUUGAUGGGAAAUUGGUUACAGUAAAAUAUUUACGACUAGAUAGAUAUCACCAUCGCUUUCCCCAAGCUCUUACUUGCAACACUCCCUUGAAGCCAUCAAAUAAACAUAUGAACUCUAUGUCUCAUCUUCGCCUUCGGACUGGCCUAGCCAAUUCUCAAGGAAGUUCCUGAAAAGAUACUCUUCACUCCUAGGACUGUUAUUUACAAUAGGAAAAUUCCUGUUUGGCUUCUUGUCUUCCUUUCUAAAUGCUUUUUGUACAUAAUAUUUUUAUUGCUGAAUGCAGCUCUGUUUGAGAGUUCCAGAAAUCUUAAGGUUCCAAAGGGAUUUAACAAUGAGGCAGCAAUACUAAGUAGGUAGAAUAAUUAUUUCAUUCAGAUUUUGGAGCUCAGUUGGCCAGUGCAUUUACAAUUUUGCAUGAGGAACACUGACUUUAUACACAUUUUCAGAUAUGGUGGUUAUAUUUUUGCACCAAAAAGUGCUUGGAUAACCACACAAAAGCAUGGUGAAGAGACUUCUUGUAUUUCCAUAAUUUCUUGUGAGCUAAUGUGAAUUUUUAUAUACAGUCAUCUGCAUAGUUCCUUACAGGCUAAUGUGGUAAUACUGUUAAUUGCCAAUUUAACCUUAAGUUUCUGUUGCUUGUAAGAGAUUGAUUUGCUACAGCUGGAAUAUGGGAAAAUGUAUUUGGUUUUAAUGGUUACAUCAUAUAUGUGUAAGUGGAUGUACAUGUACUUAAACUGGCUUUUGUAUAUAUGUAUACAUGCUGGUUGUGGUGAAAGUAGUCUUGUUUUGUGAGGAUGUCUGCAUAAGCAGUAAAAUAAGCUUUCUAUUUUAUUCAUAAUUUGUAUAUGUACGUAUGUGUGUAUAUAUAUGAAUAUAUGUAUAUAUGUGUAUACACACAUAUAUAUACACACAUAUACAUAUGGCUGUACUAUUACUAGAUUAAACAGCUGAACACCUGGAAGUAUUAGAUAAAAGCUUAAAGUAUCUUUUAUAGAUUUUUAUAUUAAAACAUCUGAGUAUGAUUUUGUGUGAAAGUUCUGACACCAGUUGUAGAUUCAAAUUUAUGUGAGCAAUAAAGAAACAAUUGGCAGAUAUUGGAAAA